Thalassophryne amazonica is the source of this 1606-nucleotide messenger RNA. RefSeq names its product RNA polymerase I subunit E (gene polr1e). Bases 29 to 1279 code for a protein of 416 amino acids. The record is from RefSeq and is a predicted model, not a curated record. The transcript has 12 exons. Gene Ontology annotation, biological process: RNA polymerase I preinitiation complex assembly; nucleolar large rRNA transcription by RNA polymerase I; transcription elongation by RNA polymerase I. Gene Ontology annotation, molecular function: DNA binding. Lineage: Eukaryota; Metazoa; Chordata; Actinopteri; Batrachoidiformes; Batrachoididae. Gene Ontology annotation, cellular component: RNA polymerase I complex.
UCUGACAACAACAACAAGAACAACAACAAUGGCUGUGUCCUGCUCGUUUGUGUCGUGUGGGGAAGAAAAAAAUAACGAUCAAGCUUUAAUUGUUCGGUUUUCAAAUGGCAGCGUUAAAAACACAGACAAACUGGAUUUCACUACCUACAAGAACACAGAUGAAAAGAAUCCUCGAAAAAAGAACAGACGUUUAGUGGUUGCAGAAUCAAACAGAUUGUGUUAUGUGGGAAAUAAUUUUGGAAAUGGGUCCUUGAAGUGCAACAAUCUCUGCAAGUAUUAUGUGGGCGUGUUGAACAAAGAGACAAUGCAGAUGGAGGUGCACAGAGCCGAGCUCUUCAACGUGCUGCCUGUUAUACCAGGAGAGACGACUGAAUCUCAAAAGUCCGAAGACACGACUCAGACGUACAGAGACAAGGUUGAUUCUCUGAUUGAGGUGUUUGGCACCAACAAACAGAAGAGAGCGCUGAGCUCCCGCAGACUCAAUCAGGUGGGCAGUGACACUCUGCAUCAAGCAGUGGCUAAAGCUGCCAGCACUGUGAUCGACCAGAAGGGUGUGAAAGCUUUGCAACAAGAAGUAGCUGACAUGGAUUCACAGGGAGAGCACGUGCUUCAUCUCCCUCCCUGCAACGCAGACACAGACCUACCUGAGAAUGUCUACCCGUUUGAUGAUCUUUUAAGUCCAGUAGAGUUUGAGGCUUUGGAGCAGGCUGGUUCCAAGAUGGCAGCACUAACCCCUGAAGAGCUGCAGACACUGAGAGAUAAUGGCAGGCGUUUGUCCGUCUUGAAGCAUCUGGAGACACUUCCAAGUGCAGGUGAAGCCAAAGAGAAAAUUGCACGUUGUGCCUAUUACUUGUCUCUGCUCCUCAAACUGGUGCAGCAGAGGAGCAUCACCUCUAAGUUUGGGCAGGAGGAAGGUUGCCCUCGUAUCAUUCAGAUCAAACUGCUCAGGACCUUCACUGUGGAGACGUUCAACAACGGCAGGAUUCAAAACAUGGUCUCAGCAUCAAUGCGUACCAAAUUAGCAGCAUACUGCUUGGCACUCCUUCUGCAUAUGGGUCACAUGACUGCUGAUCUCACGUCACUGCACCGUGAUUUGGGAAUUACUGAGACCAGGAUGCUUGAAGUUGCAAAGUCAAUGGGGCUGACCAUCAGUAACCCAGGAAGAGCAAAGGGUGAUGACCCAGGAGUGCAAGAUGAACAUAGACGGGCCUCGCUUGUUCUCCCUCUGCCCAAAUAUGAACCGUUCCGAGAGAGAAGAAAACGCAAGAAAAUGCGCUAGUUACCGAGAUGGGAUGGGACAAAAGAGGAAGACCUGGAGAGAUGAAGACAAAAUCUGGAAAUUCCACAAACAAAAAACUUUUAAUAAUGCAGUACCCUAAGCUCACUGUACAAGAUAAAGAGAAUAUUGUGCUGUAAACAAAUUCUAGACGACUCAGGACAUCUAGCUUAGUUUAAGACAUACAGUAUAGGCACAUCUGUAGAGGUCACAUGUUGCACAGUUCCUUCUGUACCUGGCUGUUACAGGAGUCUCUGCUGUUGUCACAUUUUGUAACAUACUCCUUUGAUAAAAUUCAUAAUUUGACCAAAUAAAGGUCUACUAAGGUCA